This is a messenger RNA of Acanthocheilonema viteae, 64 nucleotides long. NCBI's taxonomy places the organism in Eukaryota, Metazoa, Nematoda, Chromadorea, Rhabditida, Onchocercidae. The record is from the annotation of a GenBank genome assembly.
AUGUUGCAGGAGGAGAAUGAUGAUUGCGAUGAUGAUGAUGAUGAUGAUGAUGAUGAUGAUGAUG